ACACCAUGUUGUUGCGGUAAAGAACUACCAUGUGACUUCUUCCUCUAACCCAGAUUCCUUCAGUUAAGUAGAACCUCACUAAUUUAUAUCCAUCUUUGUUUUUAAUUCCUAAAAAAAUGCUGCGAAGAAAGCCAUCCAAUGCAUCAGAAAAGGAGCAAAAUCGAAAACCAAAGCUCUCUCUACAAAGGUCAAGCAGCUUCAAGCACUUUGAUCGCUCAAAACCACCGUCAUCACCAUUGGUUAAUGAACAAGAGCUGAGCAUAACCGAAAAUGCAGAGGUGGUUGAUACUAUAGCAGCUAGCACAGAUGAGGCCACCAAGUCUGGCAGCAAACUAGGAAAGAAAUGGAGAGCAGUUAUUUCACGUACUAUGAACAGGAAGUCUGGCAGAAUGAUGGUGAAAGCUUUAGCAGAAGAGAAGAGUGAAAGUGCAGAAGAAAGUCCCAUGUCUCCAAUGACACCUGACGAUCUCACAUAUCUAAGACUAGGGGACAGGGCCUCAUACUCAGCAAGUGAAUCAGAAGAGUACAUCAACAGUCCACUCAGCCGACAGACUUCAAAUAGUGGAGAUCCAUUUACCCCAGAUUCUGAAGUCAGCAGCAGAGACAGUGUCCAAUUAGAUAACGUUCCACCUCCAUACCUUGGACCAUUCUGUGGCCGUGCCAGGGUCCACACGGAUUUCACCCCAAGUCCAUAUGAUGUUGAAUCUUUGAAACUCAAGAAAGGAGAUAUCAUAGACAUCAUUGAGAAACCGCCAGUAGGGACAUGGACUGGCAUGCUGAAAAACAAAGUAGGAUCCUUUAAAUUUAUUUAUGUGGAUAUCCUACCAAAUGAAGUAGAACAACCUCGGAAAUCAAGGUUGUUCUCCAAGAGCAAAAGGCCCAAGCCUAAGAAUCUGCAAGAGCUAUUGGACAGAAUUAAUCUACAGCAAGAGCUUACUUCCACUUUGCUGUUAAAUGGCUACCAGACUCUGGAUGACUUUAAAGAGCUGAAAGAGACACAUCUGAAUGAACUGAAUAUCCUGGACCCUGAGCAGAGAGCCAAAUUGCUCACAGCUGCUGAACUACUCAUGGACUAUGACACAGGAAUUGAAACAGAAGAGCAGGAAGAGAAUACCGAUGCACAACUCUCCAGCUCAGCUCCACUGUGUGAUAUUCCACGGGAUUCAGGCUGCUAUGAAAGUUCAGAGAAUUUGGAGAGUACGCAAGAAGAUUCAGAAUUAAGCAUCACCGAGGAGCAACUCCCAGAGCCUCCUGCUGAAAAUUGAGCCACAUCAUUCAAGCAGUUGAACAAAGGGACUUGAGUUGACAUACAGGGGCCUAAAGAAUGCAAAACAUAGUUGCUUGAAAACUGCAAUAACUCUUUUACAUCAAGCCGCAACAUACCACAUCAUAAUUGAGGAAUACUGUGAAUUGGAAAGCAUGUUUUCUUGUUUGGUGUUUAUUCUAUAUUGUCCUGCAUGAUAUUCAGCUUCAGAAAGUUAGGGAAAAGAAUAUUUUGUGGGAAUUUAUGAUACAAAUCUUGUGCAUAUUCCAGGAUCCAAUUAGGGUUCUGUUUACUGGGGAUUAAAGGACUGACAGAAGUGGGCUUUCCUUGUCAGGAAGCACUUCGUCUACAUGUAUUUACUCAUAUAUUAUAAUCAUUGAUAUUUCUUUAGCGUGAGCUGAUUCCAUAGAAUACUUAAGAUGCAAGGAUAAUUUCAAAAUAUUCAUUAUCAAUGGAGGCCAUGUUCAUAGAUCAGAAAUUUACGGGCAAGUCGCCAACAAUGUUUUGAUCCAUGAAGCUAGUGGAUGAAAGAUUAUGACAGCUGUCUUGAGGUUUUCUAUAAACCCUUCCCUUAACGAUGACAAAUCACAUAAUAUACACCUGGUUCUAUUCAUGAGAAAAUGGACCCUUGGUGGUAGGUGCAAUCAUAUGAAGACCAUGAGCUAGGCAUUUUAUAGGUACGGUUGAGGAAUGGAUUUCUCAUUUUGAAAUUCAAUUGUUUUGUAUGAAGAUUUUGUACUCUUGCAAGCCUGACUUUGAAAUGUAAUUUUUUAUAUAAAUCUGCAGCUUAUCUUUAUAUUUUUCUACUUAAUUUUAGAACUGGAGUGUACUUUAAUUUCAAUAAAGCAUUUAUUUGCUUAA
Pristis pectinata (smalltooth sawfish) is the source of this 2125-nucleotide messenger RNA. RefSeq names its product SAM and SH3 domain containing 3 (gene sash3). The transcript has 8 exons. Gene Ontology annotation, molecular function: protein binding. The record is from RefSeq and is a predicted model, not a curated record. Lineage: Eukaryota; Metazoa; Chordata; Chondrichthyes; Rhinopristiformes; Pristidae. The coding region runs from base 117 to 1265 and encodes 382 amino acids.